UUGAGCGUCAUUUUGAGGUUCUUCAAGGAGAUCGGCCGCCAUUUGUAAUCUGCGCGUGUGUUGUGUUUUGUAUCGGCGUGGGUGACCGUGCCGGUAAACUGGUCGGCGUUUUGUGUUCAUGUUGAAUGCGGGGGUGGCGAAAAUAGUGUGAUCUGGUGAUAACAUGCUAUUCAUCGCAUUGGGACAGUCCCACGGCGGUAGUUCUGGUUCUUUCAUGGAUCACUGGUGAACCCCUCGCCGAAGGGGAAAUUUCGGCUUGCAGACAUUGGGCGCAUCGCGAGCAAGCACGUCAAAGUGCCCGUACCCGGGAAAAAUUCGACUGCAAAGGACAAAGCGGUCACGAAUCACAAGAAAACGAAAAGUGCGCCUGCGAUAACCCCUAUCACUCCCCCCGAAACUAUGAACCAUAUAGUGGAGCCGGAAAAUAAAGAACCAGAACAAGAUAGCAUAUACAAUAGUGUCGAAGACAUGGAAACUCAGGAAGCGGACUCUACAGACGCGGCGGCCGAGAAGCCGGCGGAGCGUCCGCCCGCCGAGCCGGAGCCGGACGGCGCGGCGCGGCCCGAGCUGAACGGCACCAGUGAGGUGUGCCUGGUGUCCACCACACAGGACGCCGACAUGGAGGAGGACGAGGCGCGCUCGGAGGCCACCUUCUCCUUCUCGGUGCCCAACUUCAGCAAGCUGAAGGAGUCGGUGUUCUCGCCGGCCUGCUACGUCCGCAAUCUGCCCUGGAAGAUUAUGGUGAUGCCGCGAAAUAACCCCGGCCAGGACAGGAAGCCGCAGCGCAGCCUCGGAUUCUUCCUGCAGUGCAAUGCCGAGUCGGAGUCGGCCUCGUGGAGCUGCCACGCCAGUGCCGAGCUGCGACUGCUCUCAGUCAAAGAGGGAGUGGAGGACUUCAAUAGGAAGAUCACCCACCUGUUCUACAGCAAGGAGAACGACUGGGGCUUCAGCCACUUCAUGACGUGGAACGAGGUGCUGGACGAGGAGCGUGGCUACAUCAAAAACGACACCAUCACCCUGCAGGUGAAGGUGAACGCGGACGCGCCGCACGGCGUUAGCUGGGACUCGAAGAAGCACACUGGCUACGUGGGCCUGAAGAACCAGGGCGCCACGUGCUAUAUGAACUCCCUGCUGCAGACGCUCUUCUUCACAAACACCAUCAGAAAGGCUGUGUACAAAAUGCCCACGGAGAACGACGACUCGUCCAAGUCGGUGGCGCUGGCACUGCAGCGGGUCUUCUACGAGCUUCAAUUCUCCGACAAACCCGUGGGCACCAAGAAACUCACCAAGUCGUUCGGCUGGGAAACCAUGGACUCGUUCAUGCAGCAUGAUGUCCAGGAGUUUCUGCGUGUGCUGCUGGACAAGCUGGAGAGCAAGAUGAAGGGCACCUGCGUGGAGGGCGUCAUCCCCAAACUGUUCGAGGGCAAGACAAUAUCGUACUGUCGGUGUAAGCACGUGGACUAUCAGUCCAGCCUCACCGAGACCUACUACGACAUACAGCUCAACAUCAAAGACAAAAAGAACAUCUACGAGUCGUUCAAGGACUACGUGGAGCCUCAGACGCUGGACGGAGAGAACAAGUACGCGGCCGGCGAGCAUGGUCUCCAGGAGGCCGUCAAGGGCGUCAUAUUCGAGACGCUGCCGCCCGUGCUGCACCUGCACCUGAUGAGGUUUCAGUACGACCCCAUCACAGACAGCAGCGUCAAGUUCAACGACAGGUUCGAGUUCCCGGACGUGCUGCGUCUGAACGACUUUCUGCAGACGCCGGAGAGCACGCCGGCCGAGUACGUGCUGCACGCGGUGCUCGUCCACUCGGGAGACAACCACGGCGGCCACUAUGUGGUCUUCAUUAACCCCAGAGGCGACGGAAAGUGGUGUAAGUUCGACGACGACGUGGUGUCGCGGUGCACGCGCCAGGAGGCGAUCGACCACAACUUUGGCGGUCAGGACGAGGAGCUGAACCUGACGGUGCGCCACAGCACCAACGCCUACAUGCUGGUCUACAUCCGCCGCUCGCACCUGGCGGAGGUACUGCAGGAGGUCACCGAACAGGACAUCCCGCUGGAGCUGACUGAGCGACUGCAGGAGGAGAAGCGUCUGGAGGCGAUCCGGCGGCGGGAGAGGAACGAACAGCACCUCUAUAUGCCAGUACAGGUGGUUCUGGAGGACAGUUUCGAGGGUCACCACGGACCGGACCUGUACGACCCCGAGAAGGUCAACUACCGGACGUUCAGAGUGAAAAAGUCGGCCACGCUCCGAGAAAUGAUGGACCUCUUCUCAGAGACACUGAAAGUACCUGUGAAACACCUUCGGCCGUGGCCGAUGACGAUCCGCACCAACCAGACUAACCGACCCACUGUGAUCGACAUGGACGGAGACAUCCUGAAAAAGGUUUCAGACCUUGCCGACUCCAACUCUGCGUGGACGCUGUUCCUGGAGUGUCUGCCGGCCGACCAGCCGCCUACCGCCUCGCUGCCGCCCUUCGACAAAGACUGUGAUGUGCUCAUCUUCUUCAAACUCUACUGUCCGCGCACCAAGCAGAUUCACUACUGCGGCCACCAGUACAUACCCAUCUCCAGCAAAGUCCGCGAGCUGGUUCCCCUUCUGAACGAGCGAGCCGGCUUCCCUCCGGACACCGAGCUGCACCUGUACGAGGAGCUGAAACCCAACAUGGUGGAGCGUCUGGAGGAGCUGGAGACGUCGCUGGACAAGGCGCUGGACGAGCUGAUGGACGGCGACAUCAUCCUCUUCCAGAAGGCCGAGCACGAGCCGUGUGAUGGCGACCUGCCGACUGUUGAGGACUACUACAAAGAUCUCUUCUACCGGGUGGAGGUGACUUUCUGCGACAAGACGGUGCCGUCGGACCCGGGCAUUGUGAUCGAGCUCUCCCAGCGGAUGAACUACGAUCAGAUGGCGCGCGCUGUGGCGCUCCGGCUCGGCACCGAUCCCUACAUGCUGCAGUUCUUCAAGGCGCAAAAUUACCGGGAGGGUCCCGGUAACGCACUGCGCUGCACCUACGAGGGUACGCUCAAGGAUCUCCUGGUCGGCUACAAACCCAGGCAGCCCAAGCGCAUCUACUACCAGCAGCUCUCGAUCCGCAUCAACGAGCUGGAGAACAAACGGCAGGUCAAGUGUAUCUGGGUCGGUCCUCGUCUCAAGGAGGAGAAGGAGCUCGUGCUGUACCCGAACAAGGACGGCACGGUGGCAGACCUUCUCGAGGAGGCGGCCAAACAGGUGCAGCUCGCUGACGGCGGCUCCGGUCAGCUGCGACUCCUGGAGAUCGUCGGACACAAGAUAGUCAGUGUGGUGAAGGAGUUUACACAUCUGGAUACGCUGCCGGUCGGCUCGGCCAAGGUGUACCGGGUGGAGGAGACGCCGCGAGACGAACUCAAACUGGAGGAGGACGAGCUGCUCGUGCCGUGCGCCCACUUCCAGAAGGAGAUCUUCUCCACGUUCGGUGUGCCCUUCCUACUCCGAGUCAAAGACGGAGAGCUGUUUUCAGCAGUCAAAGAGCGGAUACAGAAGAAACUCGAGGUUCCAGACAAAGAGUUUGAAAAGUAUCGGUUCGCACUAGUGUCUCAGGCGACGCACAAGUUUGUGCCAGAGGAGGCCGACUGGCACCUCGGUCUACAGGAUAUUCGGCCCAAGAUUGGCUCAGGCUCCUCGACUCUCUCCUGGCUGGGUCUGGAGCACAUGAACAAGACGCCAAAGCGCUCCCGAUACAACUACCUGGAGAAGGCCAUCAAGAUCUACAAUUGAGCUUGAGAAGGCGGCGGAGCCGACAAACGCUAGUUGGGCGGGCCGCCAAUAGGUGGCGCCACCGUGUACAGUGUUGAUUGGCGGCCGGGCUCGGGCCCGUCGCCCCUGUCGAGCUGUGAUUACCCCCUAGCUAGGGACGCGCGCGUGCGUCCGCAACAGCAGCGGGCCAGAGCGCUACUGAGCUGCUGAGAGAGAAAGAGCGAGUCGAGAGAGUCGAGAGAAAGAGCGCGCGAGCGAGCGAUCUGAGCUGCCAAGCGGCCCGUGGCGCGUGCGGGCCGCGCACGGCCGAGUCUCACGGGCAGGGGGCGCCGCGCGGGCCGGCGCGUCAGCCGGCGCCGGCCGAGACCGUUUGUUUUUACCUCCUAUUGCCCGCGGACUCUCCGCGCGCUACCUGAUCGUGAUCGUGUCUGCCGAUAAUGAUUUCUCUUUGACCGCCGGCCGAGCGCCGACAGCGCCGCCACACGGCCGCCAGACGAAACGACAGUUGCUCGCAGUGCCACAGUGUGGCGCUGGCCGAGUCCCUUGCGAUUUGAGUUCAUUCCAACAAAUUCUGAGGCAGCCGAGGUUGAAAAGUAAAACACCAAGUGCUAUGUUUUAAUAAUAAAUUAUGACAAAUGAA
This is a messenger RNA of Amphibalanus amphitrite, 4378 nucleotides long. RefSeq names its product ubiquitin carboxyl-terminal hydrolase 7-like (gene Usp7). The transcript is spliced from 22 exons. The record is from RefSeq and is a predicted model, not a curated record. Gene Ontology annotation, biological process: regulation of protein stability; protein deubiquitination. Gene Ontology annotation, cellular component: nucleus; cytosol. Bases 400 to 3759 code for a protein of 1119 amino acids. Gene Ontology annotation, molecular function: cysteine-type deubiquitinase activity; protein binding; cysteine-type endopeptidase activity. NCBI's taxonomy places the organism in Eukaryota, Metazoa, Arthropoda, Thecostraca, Balanomorpha, Balanidae.